This is a messenger RNA of Entelurus aequoreus (snake pipefish), 3005 nucleotides long. RefSeq names its product forkhead box L2-like (gene foxl2l). The transcript has a single exon. The record is from RefSeq and is a predicted model, not a curated record. Gene Ontology annotation, molecular function: DNA-binding transcription factor activity, RNA polymerase II-specific; RNA polymerase II cis-regulatory region sequence-specific DNA binding. NCBI's taxonomy places the organism in Eukaryota, Metazoa, Chordata, Actinopteri, Syngnathiformes, Syngnathidae. Gene Ontology annotation, biological process: regulation of transcription by RNA polymerase II; cell differentiation; anatomical structure morphogenesis. The coding region runs from base 493 to 1167 and encodes 224 amino acids.
CAGUUUGAGAACUUUUUUUUCUUUUCUUCUCUUUCCCUUUUUCCUUUCUUUAAUUGUAACUGGAUUUGCGUAUGUUCUGUAACUGGAUCUGUGUACUGUUAUUUUUUUAUUAUUUUGAGAAUUUUCUUUUUCUUUUCCUUUUUCCUUUCUUUUAUUUGUAACUGGAUUUGUGUAUGUUUAGUGACUGGAUGUGUGUAUUAUUAUUUUAAUUUGAACUUUUGAAAAGGACCCCAGGAAGACUAGCCUGGCAUUUGUCCGUCGGUUAAUGGGGAUCCUCAAUAAACAAUAAGAUAACUCUUUGAUUAAACCACUCCAAAGCAGAAAUAUUCAACAUUUUCAAGAGAAGUCACAUGAAGGGUGUAAUAAUGACAGUGGCAGGGCGGAGUUUGUUGCUGCACCUGUGUCUUGCUUGGCAGCACACGGCUAACUUAACUUAGGAGUUCUUGCAGAGCAGGACACACACAUACACACACACACACACACGGACGCACAAUGGAGGAUACAUCACCAAAGAACCAGGGAGCGCAGCUACAGGAAAUGAGCCCAAAAGGUGCGGGUGAGUGGGAGAAACCACCAUACUCGUAUGUUGCUCUCAUCGCCAUGGCCAUCAAUGACAGCUCGGGCAAGAGGGCAACUCUGAGCAACAUUUAUGACUACAUCUCCUCCAGGUUCCCAUUCUAUCGCAAGAACCAGAAGAGCUGGCAAAACAGCGUCAGACACAAUUUGUCUCUGAAUGAAUGUUUCAUCAAGGUGCCCCAGGAGAAUGAUUUGGCAAAGAAGCGCAACCACUGGAUGCUUGACCCCGCCUUUGAUGGCAUGUUCACACAUGGCAACUACCGGCGCCGUCACAGGGUGAAGAAAGUUCAACCAGACCUGCUUUACCUGCCGCCGCACUAUGUGGAUGCCUCCUGGGGAAUGUGUCAGCCUCGAUCACACCAACAGGUGCUCCAUCAAACCGGAGUGAGCUCCUACUUCCCACCGCCGCCGCCACCUCACUUCCACCCUCUCCACCCCUAUGGCGUCUAUCAACAGCAGCCGGUUCUGGUGCCGCACAACGGAUAUCCAUACGGCACUGUGACCCACCAAGUCAGCCCAGGCGGGCCCACUGUGCUUGUGGGGUGCGGCUACCAGACCACAGAGGGGCGAGUUGAGCCCUUAGAGCAGUAAAAUGGACAAAAGAGGACCAUAUUUUAGCCCAGUGUUUUUCAACCUUUUUUGAGCCAAGGCACAUUUUUUGCGUUGAAAAAAUCCAGUGGCACACCACCAGCAGAAAUCAUUAAAAAUCUAAACUCAGUUCACAGUCAAAAGUCGUUGUCGCAAUUGUUGGAUAUGACUUUAAACCAUAACCAAGCAUGCAUCCCUAUAGCUCUUGUCUCAAAGUAGGUGUACUGUCACCACCUGUCACAUCACGCCCUGACUUAUUUUGAGUUUUUUGCUGUUUUCCUGUGUGUAGUGUUUUAGUUCUUGUCUUGCGCUCCUAUUUUGGUGGCUUUUUCUCUUUUUUGGGUAUUUUCCUGUAACAGUUUCAUGUCUUCCUUUGAGCGCUAUUCCCCGCACCUACUUUGUUUUAGCAAUCAAGACUAUUUAAGUUGUUUUUAUCCUUCUUUGUGGGGACAUCGUUGAUUGUCAUGUCAUGUUCGGAUGUACAUUGUCUUUGCUCCACAGUAAGUCUUUGCUGUUGUCCAGCAUUCUGUUUUUGUUUACUUUGUAGCCAGUUCAGUUUUAGUUUUGUUCUGCAUAGCCAUCCUUAAGCUUCAAUGCCUUUUCUUAGGGGCACUCACCUUUUGUUUAUUUUUGGUUUAAGCAUUAGACACCUUGUUUUACCUGCACACUGCCUCCCGCUGUUUCCGACAUCUACAAAGCAAUUAGCUACCGGCUGCCACCUACUGAUAUGGAAGAGUAUUACACAGUUACUCUGCCCAGCUCUAGACAGCACCGACACCCAGCAACAACAAAUCAUUUGCAGACUAUAAUUACUGGUUUGCAAAAAAUAUUUCUAACCCAAAAAGGUGAAAUUACAUAAUCUCCCACGGCACACCAGACUGUAUCUCACGGCACACUAGUGUGCCGCGGCACAGUGGUUGAAAAACACUGUUUUAGCCAUUCACUAUACAGGUGGCUGCAGAGUUGAUGCUUCAUACUUUGUUCAAUAUUAUCAAUCAAUCAAUCAAAGUGUAUUCAUAUAGCCCUUAAUCACGAGUGUCUCAAAGGGCUGCACAAGCCACAACAACAUCCUCAGCUCAGACCCCACAUCAGGGCAAGAAAAAACUCAACCCAAUGGGCGACCGUUGCAAUUGACGUCGAGUGUAUAUAGUUAAUAGUGCGAGAGUCCAGUCCAUAGUGGGGCCAGCAGGAGAUCAUCUUGAGUGGAGACAAGUCGGCAGCGCAGAGACGUCCCCAACUGAUGCACAGAUGAGUGGUCCACCCCGGGUCCCGACUUUGAACAGCUGGCGCCUCAUCUGUGGUCACCUAAUAACCUCUCCACGCAGGAGAGGGGGACAGAGCAGAAAAGAGACGGCAGAUCAACUGGUCUAAAACGGGGGGUCUAUUUAAAGGUUAGCGUAUACAAAUGAUUUUUAAGAUUGGACUCAAAUGCUUAAAUUGACUUAUUAUGAGUUUACAAAUGACAUUAUUAUGAGGCUCCAGCACCCCCCGCGACACCAAUAGGGACAAGCGGUAGAAAAUGGAUGGGUGGAUGGAUUAUCAUGCUGUUACAGCCAGAUUCAGUGAUGUCCAUUAAGUGCAUGUUAUUUAUUUCAGUUUUUAGGCUCUUGUGCAAAAGUGUAUUGCACUUCCAGCUGUUUUACUGGCUUGAUGUAAAGUGCAUCAUGUUUGGUAACUAAAACCAUGUCUAGGCUGGCUCGCUCGAAGUCAGCUGGGAUAGGCUCCAUCUUAUACCUGUGAAGCUAAUGAGAAUAAGCGUUAUAGAAAAUGAAUGAAUGUUAAAUAAAUAAAGUUGCACUGAAGUAUAGGCUGCAUCAUGUUUAUACUUGCACAAUUCAACA